Molecule: messenger RNA, 969 nt
Organism: Penicillium olsonii
Lineage: Eukaryota; Fungi; Ascomycota; Eurotiomycetes; Eurotiales; Aspergillaceae
Source: the annotation of a GenBank genome assembly
AUGUCUGCCAAGACUGUCAAAGUUGCCGCCAUCCAGGCCGAGCCGGUAUGGAACGAUCUCGAGGGGGGCGUAAACAAAGCAAUUGCUUAUAUCCAAGACGCUGCUUCUAACGGAGCUAACGUCUUGGGAUUUCCGGAGGUAUUCAUUCCUGGUUACCCAUGGAGCAUGUGGGCCAAUUCCCCGGUUGAUAAUGCAGCUUUCAUGGACGAGUAUUUCCGAAACUCGCUCCCCAAGGAGUCGGAGCAGAUGGACCGAAUCUGCGCUGCGGUGAGAGAAGCUGAGAUGUUUGUUGUUCUCGGAUACAGCGAGCGCUACCGAGGAACACUUUACAUCGCGCAGUCUUUCAUCGACCCAACUGGAACCAUCGUGCACCAUCGCCGCAAGAUCAAGCCGACUCACGUGGAACGAGCCUACUGGGGUGACGGCCAAGCCGAUUCCCUCCAAACCGUUGUUCCCUCGCCUUUUGGAAAUAUCGGCGGACUCAACUGCUGGGAGCAUACCCAAACUCUUCUUCGCUAUUACGAGUACUCUCAAGAUGUCGAUAUCCACGUUGCUAGUUGGCCUCUGAUUUGGGAUAUGCCGCCCAAGGAAAAUGGGUCCUGGACACACCAAAUCACUCCGCGUCUCAACUCUACUCUCUCCCAAACCAUGGCUUUUGAGGGUGCUUGCUUCGUUCUCGUUUGCACUCAGAUUCUGACCGAAAAGAGUCGCGAGAAGUGUCGUCUACAAAACUUCGAAUGGGCCACUACCCCGGGUGGUGGGUUCUCUAUGAUCUAUGGGCCCGAUGGGGCUCCACUGGUGGAGCAGCCGCCCUCUGGUGAGGAAGUGAUCCUCUAUGCUGAUGUUGAUCUCCAUGACAAGGCUGUCGCAAAGCACAAUCUGGAUCUUGUUGGCCAUUAUUCCCGACCGGAUCUUCUGAGCCUUCGUGUCACAACUGACGUGGGAAAGCCGGUCCACUUCAAGGAGUAA